Messenger RNA from Ochotona curzoniae (black-lipped pika), 2951 nucleotides. It is a transcript of the gene RASGEF1B, whose product is annotated as RasGEF domain family member 1B. Lineage: Eukaryota; Metazoa; Chordata; Mammalia; Lagomorpha; Ochotonidae. The transcript is spliced from 14 exons. The record is from RefSeq and is a predicted model, not a curated record. The coding region runs from base 143 to 1564 and encodes 473 amino acids. Gene Ontology annotation, molecular function: guanyl-nucleotide exchange factor activity. Gene Ontology annotation, biological process: positive regulation of GTPase activity; Ras protein signal transduction. Gene Ontology annotation, cellular component: plasma membrane.
UAAACAAGGAGCCCGGCCGGCCAAGGCGGAUUUUUCACUCGUCUGUUUCCCGCGCUCCGGCGCUCCGAAUCUUUGGAUCGCGUUUGUGGGCUUGCGGCAAACAGCCAGGAGGCGGAAGACCCGGCACCAACUGCGGGAAAGCAUGCCUCAGACGCCUCCCUUCUCAGCAAUGUUUGACAGCAGUGGCUACAACCGAAACCUGUAUCAGUCUUCAGAGGACAGCUGUGGAGGGCUGUACUAUCAUGACAACAACCUGCUGUCAGGUUCCCUGGAGGCACUCAUCCAGCACUUGGUACCCAACGUGGAUUAUUAUCCUGACAGGACAUACAUCUUCACCUUCCUGCUCAGUUCUCGGCUAUUUAUGCAUCCCUAUGAGCUCAUGGCCAAAGUGUGCCACUUAUGUGUGGAGCAUCAGAGACUAAGUGAUCCUGAGAGUGAUAAGAGCCAGAUGAGAAAAAUUGCACCUAAGAUUCUCCAACUCCUGACAGAGUGGACAGAAACGUUUCCUUAUGAUUUCCGAGAUGAAAGAAUGAUGAGAAACUUAAAAGAUCUGGCUCACCGAAUAGCCAGUGGCGAAGAGCAGACGUACCGGAAGAAUGUGCAGCAGAUGAUGCAGUGUCUGAUCCGCAAGCUUGCCGCACUCAGCCAGUAUGAGGAGGUGCUGGCAAAAAUCAGCUCCACAUCCACGGAUCGGCUCACCGUCCUCAAGACCAAGCCGCAGUCCAUCCAGAGGGAUCUCAUCACUGUGUGCAGCGACCCGUACACGCUGGCCCAGCAGCUGACUCACAUAGAGCUGGAGAGGCUCAAUUACAUCGGACCAGAAGAGUUUGUCCAGGCGUUCGUGCAGAAGGACCCUUUGGACAAUGACAAGAGUUGCUACAGUGAACGGAAGAAAACCCGCAACUUAGAAGCCUAUGUGGAAUGGUUUAAUCGCCUCAGCUACUUGGUUGCCACGGAAAUCUGCAUGCCUGUAAAGAAGAAGCAUCGAGCAAGGAUGAUUGAGUAUUUCAUUGACGUAGCACGGGAGUGUUUCAACAUUGGCAACUUUAAUUCCCUGAUGGCAAUCAUCUCUGGAAUGAACAUGAGCCCAGUCUCCCGACUAAAAAAAACCUGGGCCAAAGUGAAGACGGCCAAGUUUGACAUUCUUGAGCAUCAAAUGGACCCUUCAAGCAAUUUCUAUAAUUACCGUACGGCUCUCCGAGGAGCAGCACAAAGAUCUUUAACUGCUCAUAGCAGCAGAGAGAAGAUUGUGAUACCAUUCUUCAGUCUCUUAAUCAAAGACAUUUAUUUCCUCAAUGAGGGCUGCGCCAACCGCCUCCCUAAUGGUCAUGUCAAUUUCGAGAAAUUUUGGGAGUUGGCCAAACAAGUGAGUGAAUUUAUGACUUGGAAGCAAGUGGAGUGUCCAUUUGAGAGGGACCGCAAGAUCCUGCAGUAUCUUCUCACAGUCCCGGUCUUCAGUGAAGAUGCUCUUUAUCUGGCUUCUUAUGAGAGUGAAGGUCCUGAAAACCAUGUAGAAAAAGACAGAUGGAAGUCUUUAAGGUCCAGCCUCUUGGGUAGAGUUUAACAAAUGGGAGACAAUUGUUGCCGCACUGCUGCUGCUGCUGCUGCUGCUGCUGCUGAGGAAUGCUGUAGAUCCCUGAAGGGCUGCCUUUGGUUUUCUGGCAUCACAUUCCAGAACAAUCAGGAAAGACCCCACCUUCAGCAAAGCCGGCACACUCCUUGACAGAGAGCUCCUGAGGACCCGAAUUCCCCAUAGCCCACAGAUAGACACAGCAGUGUUCUACGGAAGACACUUAAGAAAGACUUCUCCCCGGGCUGGCUGUGCGCAUGAUUCACCGCCUGGAAUUUCCAUGUGAAUCACAGCUCUGCACCUGGAUGCAGUCUUGUCUGUGUGUGGGUUUUUUUUUUUUUUGGUUGAACAUUUGCUGCUAAUGGGACUUACCUUAGAAAGCCCAUGUGUCUUUGUUAACUUAAAUGAAAAAGGGAGAGGAGGGAGGGGAAAAACACUGUCCAUUCCGAUCUGGAACCUUUAGCUGGCGCGGCUUGGCAGAGAGGGCCGGCCACGGGAGCCGGAUGCUGCCUGCGGACCUUGCUUCCCAUCCUGAUUGCUGUGCAGUGAAUUCCUCUCCUCCCUCUUCCUACAAGGUUUUGAGUUGGCUGCUGGUUAGCAAACUCCUUUGUACCUAUAUAAGUUAUUUAAUAUAAUAAUGAAGCUCAACACUGUGGUAGGAAAAUAGCCACUAGGACAAAAACGAAACGAAACAGAAGACAAGCAAAAAGCAGAGUUUGUCGUUGGACUGCUUACCAGGCGAGGACUUGCUGGUUGUCGUCACCCUCCUGAGUUGUUUACAAGGGACCAUUAUGUUCUACAGAAGCAUUUUUCAGUCUUUUUUUGUUGUUGUUGUUGUGUUUCAUUUUCAAUGAAUGUCUUAUUUUUUUCCUUGUAACUUUAAAUGAUCAGACUUUAAGGGUCUUGAAAAGCCCACAGUAUAAUGACCUAAUGACAACUUAAAUUUUUUUUUAACUGACUCUUAUUUUUCCAUUACUUGUGGAGUCUCUUGGAGACCAACCUGUACACAAAGGGAGCACUGGGAAAGGUAGCCCGUCCCCUCCCCCGCCCGCCACUGCAGCAGUGAACCAAACCCAUGGGAAACACCUUGCUGUGAAUGGGUGAUUUCAUGGUGCCACAGUGAUCUUGUUAAACAUCUAAGUGAGUCUGCAGCUGCUCUGCCAACAGCCGUGAUAUGUAUUUACUCUAGGAGAAACUGUAGAGUAGUAUUCUAUGCUAACAGAAAAACAAAAACACCAUGUGUCAAACAGAAAUGCAUUUCCAAACUUAAUGGCAUGGUUUCCAGAAACAGAGCAUGCCUGUAUGCUGUGCGCCAUCCCAGCAGACCUCAGAUGUCUCCAAGUCGUCCCUUUACAGCAAUCAAUAUAUUUUACACUCUGCA